GGGAAUGUUCGACGUGAACCGAACUCCCUCAUGACUUUCACUUCUACGACCAGACGGAUUUGCUGCACUGAUAAUUAAGUAGAAUUUCCCUCUUGUGAACGAAGAUGUCAGAAUACUAUGAAAUUUUAGACGUUCCAAAAAGUGCAAGUGAGCAAGAAAUCAAGAAAGCGUAUCGCAAAUUAGCUCUGAAGUGGCAUCCAGAUAAAAAUCCAGACAACAAGGAGGAGGCGGAAGAAAAAUUCAAAUUGAUAUCAGAGGCGUAUGAUGUUCUGUCAGACAAAGAAAAAAGAAGAGUUUACGACACAUAUGGCAAAGAAGGUCUAGAAGGAGGUGGAGGAGGAAGGCCAAGUGGAGGAGGAUUUGGGGAUUUCCAUACUUUCCAUUUCCGUGAUCCAGACGAGAUAUUUAGAGAUUUUUUCCUGAAUGAUUCAUCCGUUUUUGAAGAUUUCUUUGGAAGAAAUAGAAACAGCAAUCAGAGCAGGUUGAGACCAAGAGACCCUUUUGGAAGCUUCCCUAGUUUUGGCCUCAGCUCAAGUUUUGGGUUUGGCAAUGGAUUUGGCAGUGAUCCUUUUGGGUCAAACAGCUCUUCAUUUUUCCAGAGUUUUGGUGGUGGGGGAUUUGGGGGUGGAGGAAAUUUUAAAUCCACUUCCACGUCAACAAAAGUUGUUAAUGGAAAGACUGUAACAACAAAAAAAACUGUUGAGAAUGGAAAAGAAACUCUCGAAGAAUGGGAAGACAACAUCUUAAAGAGGAGAGUGGUGGAUGGAACGCCACAGCUCACAAACUGAGACGAGUGCUUCAUAUGAGCAUUAAAUAACAGAAUUUUGGAACAGGAGCUGCCGAGAAUCUUCUGUUUGCUCUAUAGAAUAGAAUUGCACGGGUUAAAAGUAAUACUCAUAUUUCUUUUUAAGUUAUUAAUCGUAUUGUGAAGUAUUUUUUUAUAUGGAAAAGUAAUCUGUCAAAAGAUGCUUGAUGUUUCCAAACUAAUACCUUUACUCGCGGAAAUGAAGCUAGAGUUGAUCUUAUAAAAUAUCUUUCAAAUCUGAACAGCUGCCUAAUUUGGCGUCAAUCAAUUGAUAGCUUAUCAUUUGCGCUAUGCUAGUAAGAACCCUAAUUUGUUUUAAAGUACUGUAGUGGUUCUCUUUGUCGGGAAUGCGCGAUUAGUUGAAACGACAAUGUUGAUGGCAUCUGGUGGUUAUUGAGCUCAGCUGAAUAAUAUACAUGUAGCGCUUUUAUUAAUUAGCAAAUUUUGCUUAUAAAAGAGAGCGAUCAGUGUUUUAAGCCAGGUACACGACACUCCUCUCUGCCAAGUACAACUAAAUAAAAAAGAAACUGUGUAUUUGAACAUU
Stylophora pistillata is the source of this 1349-nucleotide messenger RNA. RefSeq names its product dnaJ homolog subfamily B member 3. Gene Ontology annotation, molecular function: Hsp70 protein binding. The record is from RefSeq and is a predicted model, not a curated record. NCBI's taxonomy places the organism in Eukaryota, Metazoa, Cnidaria, Anthozoa, Scleractinia, Pocilloporidae.